GUUUUUGGAACAGACUGAUCAGCAAGAGCAACUGGCUAAGAAGUGGGGGUUCAAAACAUCUGACAUAAGAGAACUGAGUAACCAUGAAUUCUUCAUGCCAGGAAUGGUUGAUACACACAUUCAUGCCCCUCAGUAUUCCUUUACUGGUACAAGAGUAGAUCUACCUCUUUUGGAGUGGUUGACUACCUACACAUACCCAACAGAAGCCAAAUACAAAGACAGUGAUUUUGCAGAAGAAGUGUAUACCAGAGUUGUCAGACGAACUCUAAAGAAUGGCACGACUACAGCUUGCUACUUUGCAACAAUUUACACAGAUACUUCUCUUCUACUUGCUGAAAUUAUAGAUAAAUUUGGUCAACGAGCAUUUGUUGGAAAAGUCUGCAUGGAUAUGAAUGACAGUGUGCCACAAUACAAAGAGAAUACUGCUGACUCUGUGCAAGAGACAGAAAGGUUUGUUAAAGAACUACUGGAAAAGAAAUACCCAAGGGUACAGCCUGUAAUAACCCCUCGCUUUGGCCCUUCCUGCACAGAGGAUUUGCUGUGUGCACUUGGCAAUUUAGCACAGGCUCGUGAUCUCCAUGUGCAGAGUCACAUAAGUGAGAAUGAAGAAGAACUCAAACUUGUGGAGAACAUGUUUCCUGCCUACCAGAAUUACACUGAAUUGUAUGAUAAAAACAAGCUGCUUACCAGCAAGACAGUGAUGGCUCAUGCCUGUUAUCUUUCUGAAGAAGAGCUGAAACUUUUUAGUCUUCGUGGAGCUGCAAUUUCACAUUGCCCCAAUUCUAAUUUUUCGUUGCGCAGCGGUGUCUUAAAUGUGCAAAAGGUCCUGAAACACAACGUGAAGCUUGGCCUUGGCACAGAUGUUGCCGGUGGAUAUUCAGCCUCUAUGCUUGAUGCCAUCAGAAAAACAAUGAUAGCAUCUAAUAGCCUUCAGAUCAAUAAAAUGAAUGAAACAGGACUAAGACUUGAAGAUGCUUUUCAACUAGCCACUCUAGGAGGAAGCCAAGCUCUAGGACUAGACGACGUGAUUGGAAACUUUGAGGUCGGCAAAGAAUUUGAUGCGCUGUUAAUCAACACAAAGGCUUCAGACAGCCCUUUUGACUUGUUCUCUGCUGAUAAUUUUGAGGACAUUCUCCAGAAGUUCCUGUAUUCAGGUGAUGAUCGGAAUAUUUCAGAAGUGUAUGUGGCUGGAAAGCAAGUGGUUCCUUUUUCAAGUUCAGUAUAAAUCCAUUUCCCUUUUGCAAACUACUCUGCUGAUCAUUCUGCAUCUGAUUUGGAAAAGACUGAUUAAACACAGUACCUGAUCAUCAGGAAUGACACCUCAUUUUUGUUUAAUGUUUUAAAACUUGCAAACAUUAGAAAUCUUGUUAGAACUUUCAAGAAUUACUUUACCAAAAUUGUCACAGUUCUAGAGGAAACGGAUAUUUAAAUUUCUCUGGAAAAAUAGCAUGUGUGCAUUGGUAAGGGAUGUGGUAAAUACCUUAAUUAAAGAGGACACCUGCUGUUCCUUUUAAUAAUAGUGUAGGAGGCAUUACGAAGAGCAAUGAGACUCUCAUUGUCUAUAAUGCAUCUGAAUUUAAAAAAAGCCAGUGCUAGUAAAUUGAUUUUGCAGAUAAUGAAUAUCACGGAAGAAUGCAAUUUUCAUAAUAUUGUCACCAAGUAUGGAAAAAUCAGUGACAUUUUGGGGCAUUUAGAGCAUUUUUCAGUUUUCUUCAGGAGCUUAUUUUUUUUAAAGUAAUUAUUUCAUUUAAAACAUUAUUUUUUUAAGAGAAAUUAGAUAAGAAGCGUGUAUUUAUAAAUAAAUAAGGGUCCUUAUUAUGAAAGAGUUGAGAUUUGUCAUUCGUAGUCAGGCAGAAGAGAACUGGUGGAAGAACCAAAUAAGAAAUGGGGCAUUAGUCACAGGGAGACGGGCUGGGAGCGCGGAAGGGCUGCAUUGUUCUGUGAUGCUGUCAGCUGAAACUGCAUUUCCGCAGAUUUUGUUCCGAAGUCUAGAAAUGGUCAGCCUGAUCUUCCACCCACUCCACUGAGUUACCUUCAGCUGAGCGACAGCUGAAUGAAACUCGUGUUAAACUAGAAGCUGGCACGAAGCUGUCUGAGCAGGCUACUCGGUGGCAGAGAAGUGAAGAGGUUUUUCUGGACUAGAGGGAGUGCUUCGUCUAGUUCAGCCUCCUGCAUAACCUUCCCAAGCUCAUUUGCUCCUGACUGUUCAGACAGGAUGAUACGAUGUCCCUUCUCCUUUCUGUAAGGGAAGUGAGUGGGUUUAAAAAAAAUCCAAGAGAAAUGGGCUAUUUCUGGCCAUUACCACCUUUGACUUGAGGUGGAAAUCAUCACUGGAAAAAGCAGCUCAGCUUUAACGUGCUCUUUUGUGUCUUUCAAUGUGGCAACCAUAAUGCCAGCCCUGUACAAUUCCAGGUAAAAUAUGUGCCCUUUUUGUUUCAGAAAUCUGUGCAACUUCCUUUCUU
Aptenodytes forsteri (emperor penguin) is the source of this 2462-nucleotide messenger RNA. RefSeq names its product guanine deaminase (gene GDA). NCBI's taxonomy places the organism in Eukaryota, Metazoa, Chordata, Aves, Sphenisciformes, Spheniscidae. Gene Ontology annotation, molecular function: guanine deaminase activity; zinc ion binding. The record is from RefSeq and is a predicted model, not a curated record. The transcript is spliced from 13 exons. The coding region runs from base 95 to 1225 and encodes 376 amino acids. Gene Ontology annotation, cellular component: cytosol. Gene Ontology annotation, biological process: guanine catabolic process.